Thlaspi arvense is the source of this 471-nucleotide messenger RNA. The record is from the annotation of a GenBank genome assembly. NCBI's taxonomy places the organism in Eukaryota, Viridiplantae, Streptophyta, Magnoliopsida, Brassicales, Brassicaceae.
AUGGGCAAACCGAGCAAAGGAUCGGAAACAGCUUCCAAAUCUGAUAAGAAAUUUGAGAAGAAGCUUCAGUUUUACACAAAGGUCAAAGAUACACUUGCUUCUUUGUCUGUCCAAAAGGAGAUUGGGAAGAAGAAGAAAAUCCGCAGCCGUCAGAAGAAACUGAAGGCGUAUGAUCUCUCAACCCUCUCGGAGUUUCUUCCAGAGUUCAAUGCUUCGAAGAAAUCAGAUCUUCCUGCACCUGACUUGAAGAUGAACUGCAAAAGGCGUCAAGAGCUCGUACUAACGGAAGGUGAUAGAUUGAGCAAGGUUCUAGACCAUCCAGCUUUCCAGGCAGAUCCGAUUGGUUCGAUAUUCCAGCACUUGCAGAGUCAGCAGCCACCGGUGGAAGAGAAGCCGAAGAAGAAGACUAAUAUCAACGGAAGCAAGAAAAGGAAUCGGAAGAAGGGAAAGUCUCAAUCCAUGGAUUUCUGA